GAGAUAAAGGCUCAAGUCUGGGGGACUCCUAGUCACUCAGCCAGCAGCACCUCCUUUCUUGCCCUAGUCUCCAGUUCCCAGUGUUCACAGGUGAGCUCACCAACAGCCACUGCUCGUAAUGGAGGCCAUCAAGAAAAAGAUGCAGAUGCUGAAGCUGGACAAGGAGAAUGCUUUGGAUCGGGCAGAGCAAGCUGAAGCUGAGCAGAAGCAGGCGGAAGAAAGAAGUAAACAGCUGGAAGAUGAGCUGGCAGCUAUGCAGAAGAAGCUGAAAGGGACUGAAGAUGAGCUGGAUAAGUAUUCUGAAGCUUUGAAGGAUGCCCAGGAGAAGCUGGAGCUGGCAGAGAAGAAGGCAGCUGAUGCUGAGGCGGAGGUGGCCUCCUUGAACCGUAGGAUCCAGCUGGUUGAAGAGGAGCUGGACCGUGCUCAGGAGCGCCUGGCCACUGCCCUGCAAAAGCUGGAGGAAGCUGAGAAAGCUGCUGAUGAAAGUGAGAGAGGUAUGAAGGUUAUUGAAAACAGAGCUUUAAAAGAUGAAGAAAAGAUGGAACUCCAGGAAAUCCAACUCAAAGAAGCUAAGCACAUUGCAGAAGAGGCAGAUAGGAAGUAUGAAGAGGUGGCUCGUAAAUUGGUGAUUAUUGAGGGCGAUUUGGAACGCACAGAGGAACGAGCUGAGCUGGCAGAGUCCCGUUGCCGAGAGAUGGAUGAGCAGAUCAGACUGAUGGACCAGACCCUGAAGUGUCUGAGUGCUGCUGAAGAAAAGUACUCUCAAAAAGAAGACAAAUAUGAGGAAGAGAUAAAGAUUCUUACUGAUAAACUCAAAGAGGCGGAGACCCGUGCCGAGUUUGCUGAGAGAUCGGUAGCCAAACUGGAAAAGACAAUUGAUGACUUGGAAGAUGAGCUCUAUGCCCAGAAACUGAAGUACAAGGCCAUUAGCGAGGAGCUGGACCACGCCCUCAAUGACAUGACCUCUAUAUAACUUACCACGGUUUCUGCUCUGUCCUGGAUCUGCCCCCUUUCUGCGGGGAACCCACCACCCCACUUUCACUCUGGAUUCCAUUUGGGUCAGCCUGACCAGUCCCCAAGGCACUAGAAAGAGCAGGGGGCCACAAAGCAACUUAUGUAUUCUUGUUCACCCCCACCCCAAAUUAAAAUGUUAAGCUGCUGGAAGCUUCAUGCGACCCUGCAUUUGGUCAUUGACAAAGCUGCUGCUGUCCCUAAGGAGCCUUGGGAGUGUGAUAUGGGGAAUAGAUAUAGGCUCUCCCUCCUCUGACUUAUAUAAUCAAAGCCACUUUUGUGUGUGUGUCUAUUUUUUUCUUGACAUUUAAACUCAGCUGAUCUGAGUCUAUCAAGAGUGAUGGGUGUGAAGAGGUGCUCUAGUCUUACUCUUCAAGCUGAAUAAGAUCAUCUAAAUCCUUUACUUCCAGGUUCCUAAAUCAUACCACAUGGAAUGUUCUAUCCUUUAUUCAAGUUCUCCUAUAGAGUAAGGUCAAGAGGCCAUUGAAGUGCUUCCCAGUACACAUUUUCUACCCUUUACCUGUGGUUCAAAUGGAACCUUAGAACAUCUCGUGUACCCAAAUGUAUUACCACUAAAACUGAAUAAUUAUAUUAUCCCAAAUCACAGAAAAAUACAUAAUGGGUAGAAUUUUCAACAAUUCCAUGUUUUCUUGAAACCAUCCUUGCAUAUAUGAGACUUACUACCAUUAACCUCCUGCUAUAUGCUAGUGGAAUAUGAGACAAGUGAAAAGUGAUUAUUACUGGAAAAACUAAAACAACCACCCUGGCUGGGGUAGCUCAGUUGGUUGGAACAUUGUCCCGAUGCUCCAAGGCUGAGGGUUCCUUUCCCAGUCAGGGAGCACGCAAGGGUCGAUCUAUGGGUAUGUGACUGGGUAGAGAGAGUGGUGGAUUGAUCUCGCUCUCGCUCUCGCGUGCUCUCGCUCAUAAAUUUAAAAAAAAAAUUUUUUUUUCUAAAGAAAACCUAAAACACUUAGGCAUACCUAGUUCAGGUAAUGUGCACAGGUGAUACUGAUUUAUCAUGUGCAUUAAUAUGAUAAAUUUCUGCCAGUAAAAUUGUUCCUGGCUUAUAUUAUGGAAUUAAAGAUCAGCAUUUCAGAAACUCCUAAGCAGACAGAGGCAGGUAGAGAGGUUUUCCACGAUCUAAACCUUUAGGUCUCACUGACUUCAGGUGUUUUUUUGCUCUAUAACAUUUCUUCCUGCCACCCGGCCUUUGAGAUUAAGGUAUAGAUUCAGUUACUUGCUGACACUUACCUGAUGUCUUCUAGGUACAGGAUAUUAAGGUGGGGACAGAAGUAAUCAAAGAUGGAGAUACCAUCCAAACUCAUGGGUUGCUCAGAAUCUGGAAAGAGAGAGAAAAUAUAUAUAUAAAGCUAAAGAUGAUAUGUGAUAAGUGCCAUAAAUAAUAAAAUGCUGUGGGAUUUACUAGGGGGAGGAGAAUGAUUCCUGUGGGGAUGUUUGACAGAGACUCACGAAAGGAGGCAUGUAAUAAGUACCUAAUAAAGAGGGUAAAACUCACUUCUUCAUUUUUACUGGAUUUUUGACAAGCAAACUUUGGUUGAGGUGUAGUGGACACAGAACAGUCAAAAAGAAGCCAAAGAACAAAGGCAUAGAGAGGGGAAGGACAUGAUAUCUCUAAAGGUAGACUCAGUAAGGGACAGGUGUCUGCUGAAAGCAAGCUAGGGAGCUUAAUCUUACUUUGUAAGUGAUAGGGACUUCACUGGAGAUUUCGACAAAGGAUGUGUUCUGGUCUGUGUAGGAUAUGAGUAGAGUUGAUUUGGCAGCUGAAUUAAGAAUAUAUAUUAGAAGGGAAGCAGAUUAUCAAAGUCAUCCAUUAAGACAACUAUUCUCAAAUUUCAGUAAUUUGUAUACCACUUGGGGACUUGCCAUAUUCACUUGCUGCCUACAUUAUUAUUUUCUUAAAAUUUACUCUUGUUUUCAAAUUUGUUUUCUUCUUACUCUAUACAAUUCUAACUUGAAAUCAAAGGUUUGGUAUGGGCUAGUGUUUU
Pteronotus mesoamericanus is the source of this 3017-nucleotide messenger RNA. RefSeq names its product tropomyosin 3 (gene TPM3). Bases 119 to 973 code for a protein of 284 amino acids. The record is from RefSeq and is a predicted model, not a curated record. The transcript is spliced from 10 exons. Gene Ontology annotation, cellular component: actin filament. NCBI's taxonomy places the organism in Eukaryota, Metazoa, Chordata, Mammalia, Chiroptera, Mormoopidae. Gene Ontology annotation, molecular function: actin filament binding. Gene Ontology annotation, biological process: actin filament organization; muscle contraction.